Molecule: messenger RNA, 2540 nt
Organism: Poecile atricapillus (Black-capped chickadee)
Lineage: Eukaryota; Metazoa; Chordata; Aves; Passeriformes; Paridae
Product: Fc receptor-like protein 4
Exons: 9
Coding region: 136-2160 (674 amino acids)
Biological process (GO): cell surface receptor signaling pathway
Molecular function (GO): transmembrane signaling receptor activity
Source: RefSeq, a predicted model, not a curated record
AAGGGACACAGGGACACAGGGACACAGGGACACAGGGACAAAGGGACACAGGACCAUGGGGACAGGGACACAGGGAUGUGGCGGUGGCGCUGGCGGGGGUGACCUGUGGCAGCACGGGGUGGCCGCGCUGUCGCCAUGGCCGGGAGGUCCCCGCUGUCCCCAUGUCCUGCGUGGGCCCGGGCUGGCCGCGCUGUCGCCGUCGCCGAGGGCUCGGUGCCGCAGCGGUGUCGCCACGGGGCCAGCUCGGGGCCAGCCCCAGAGCCCGGCUCCCGCUGCCGCUGUCCCCGCGCUGCCAGCGCCAGCCAGCCGUGUCCCUUGUCCCUUGCAGCCCAGAGCCUCGGCCUCGCUGGUGCCCCGAGCCCGCAGCUCCUCGUGGAGCCGCCCUGGAGGCCGGCGGUGCUGUGGGACCGGGUGACACUGACCUGCCGGGGCUCGGGGACCGCCGGGGACACCACCUGGUACAAGGACGGGCGGCUCUGGUGGCAGGAGAGACCCCAGAAUUUCACUGUCAACCAGAGUGGCACCUACGAGUGUGACAGAGCCGGCAACGGGCUCAGCCCCUCCGUGACCGUCUCAGACGGCUGGCCAGUGCUGCAGGUGACGGCGGGGCCGCUGCUGGAGGGGGACACGGUGACACUGCGCUGCCGGAGCCGGCAGGGCAUCCUCAUCACCGGGUUGCGAUUCUACCACGGGGAGAAGGAUUUGGGGAAAUCCCUGUGGGGGUCCGAGCUGUCCCUGUCCCCCCUGAGGCUGCAGCACAGUGGCCAAUACCGCUGCGGGGCCUGGGAGAAUUGGUGGUCCUCACGGAUGUGGCUGCAGUCGGAGCCGGUGUCAGUGACAGUGCACGAGCUCUUCCCGGUGCCGGUGCUGGAGGCUCCGGCCGAGCUGCUCGCGGGGUCCCCCCUGAACCUCAGCUGCCUCAGCAGCCGCAGCCCCCUGCGGCCCCUCACCCCCCUCGUGCACCGCUUCUACCGGGACGGGCGGGAGCUGGGGGGCCCGCAGGGGUCCCCGCAGCUGCUGCUGCCCGCCCUGGGGCUCUCCGGCUCGGGGAAUUACAGCUGCGAGGUGCAGAGCCAGGGGGGGGCCGUGCGGAAGAGCAGCGCCCCGCUCCGCGUCACGGUGCUCGCGGUCCUGCCCUCGGUGGUGUCCGUGUGGUCGCAGCCCCCCGGGGCACAGGUGGCACUGGGGGACCCCCUGGUGCUGAACUGCGCGGUGGCCGCGGGGACAGGUCCCCUGUCCUUCUCCUGGCACCGGGAGGGCUCGGGGACACCGCUGGGCACCGGCCCCCGCCUGCAGCUGCCGAGCGUUGGGGACAAUGACAGCGGCCACUACCGGUGCCGGGUCAGCGACGGGGACAGCGUGGCCGAGAGCGGCCCCCUGAAUGUCACCGUCCUGGGUGAGCGGGACCCUCGGGAUGGGAGGCGACCCCCAUGGGGACACCGCCAUCCCCCCUGGGCAGGUGGCAGCCCCGUGCGUGUCCCCGCAGUGCCCGUGGCCAAUGCCACCAUCAGCCCCGGUGCCCUGGGCCAGCAGGUGCGCGCAGGUGAGCCCGUGAGGCUGCGCUGCUCGGUGCAGGUGGGCUCAGCCCCUGUCACCUUCACCUGGCUGCGCCACGGCCGGGAGGUGGCCCGGGGUCCCCUGCUGGAGCUCGCCCACGUCGGGCUGGCACAUUCGGGCACCUACCAGUGCGUGGCCACCAACCAGCUGGGACAGGACGGGCACCGCGUGUUCCGGGCACUCAGCCCCGAGCUGCUCCUGGAGGUGACAGCGGGGGGACACGGCCACACAGUGGCCGCAGCGGUUGGGGGGUCCCUGCUCUUCCUGCUCCUGCUCCUGGCUGUAGCUGCGGGCUGGCGCCGCUGGAACAACGUGGCCGCCAGGAAGCAGCAGGAGAGGGCCCCCCCGGCCCCCCCGGAGGAGGAGGAGGAGGUGCUGUACAGCCGCGUGGUGAGCAGCCAGCGGCCAGGGGGUGACACAGGGCUGGGACACCGGGACACGUCACCCAUCGCUGCCGCCCCCACCCAGAGCCCACGGCCGGGGGCUCUCGCAGGCUCCCCCCGCGCCCCCACGCUCCAGGACCCCCGGGUGAUCUACGCGGAGCUGCGGCGACCCCACGGGCGACCCCGGGAACGCGGUGACAUCGACGGGGACGUGCUGUGACACCCGGGGGGGCUCUGGGGGAACUGGGGGGCAGCGGGGAACCCCCCACCCACGUCAGUGUCCCCCUCCUCACUGCUGUGGGGUGCCCAACAUUCACGGGGGGCCGGGCACAAGUGGGGGGGUCACCCGUGAGGUUCCCCACGCCCCCUGAACCCCCAAGGGCUUCCCCAGCCCUUUCCCACUGCCCCAUUCCACAUCCAGGUACCCCCAGGGGCUCCCUCAUUCUCCUCCCACUGCCUCUCCAUUGCUCCCAGUGUAUCCAGGUGUUUCCCAUUCCACCCAUCCCCAGUAGCCCUGUGGCUCUGCAAUCCCCCUCCCAGUGCUUCCAGUACAGCCCUGGCUCCCCACCAGUGCCAGGGGAGCCCAGGACUGGCAGCAAA